CAGCCGCCUGUCCGUACUGGUCCCUCCUCUAAAGCAAACUAAUUGGGCCUCUGAGCUGCGUGUGUUUGCUAAUUGGGGGGAUUUUUCUGUCUGUCAGAAAUGAACUAUGUCUCUGUCUUCCUUGCCUGGGUGUAAAGCAGUUUGAAAUUGUAACUGAAGUGACGGGGAGUCAGGUUUGGAUUUCAUUACAGGAAAAGGAGAAGCAAGUACAAUAUUUAAAAAAAAAAAAAAAAAAAAAACCGUGACGGGACACAUAUCAACACUGUAAAAACACGCCUGGAAAAUGUGCAACGCAUAGGUCAAAUUAGGAAGUUUCGGUGGUUUGUUUAGGGCACGGGAAGAAACAAUUAACUACUGUUGGUACCAGUUUCACUGUCGUAUUGUCGUUACAUUGCAAAUUUUGAAAAAAAGUCAGGUGAAAUAAAUGUGCAUUUUGCAGGUGCAACACUGCAAAAGAAUGAGAGGGGUGGCGCUAACCGAAACAAAGGAGCUAUGAAAACAACUGAACAACAUUGAAUGAAUGAAUGAAUAUGAAAUUGAAAAGCGGUGGUGCGUAAGAAAAUAAACUUUUCAGGAAAAAAAAACAAAACAAGGCCAAAUGCAUGGCAAUUUAGGAAAAGCUGCACAUUAAAUUUCUCGACUCAAACGAACGAUGGCAACAGCAAAGGCUAAGACAUGUUCUGUUGUGAAUAGUGCUGGUCAUAGUCCUAGCUGUGAAGGUGGCACGGUGAAAGAGGAUAUCAACAAUGCAGCUGCACAAACCGCAACAGCGUUAACAGCAGCAUUAACACUAGAGCAAAGAAGUUACAAACUGGACGACUUCGACACUGUGUCUACUGUUGGGACUGGAACCUUCGGGCGCGUCUUUCUGGUAAAGGAAAAGAAAACAAGAGGAUAUUUUGCACUGAAAGCAAUGAAAAUUCCUGACGUGAUUCGAUUAAAGCAGGAACAGCAUGUACAGAAUGAAAAAGCAGUAUUAUCAGAGGUUAAUCACCCAUUUCUAAUCAGAUUAUUUUGGACCCAUCACGACGAGUGUUUUUUAUAUAUGCUAAUGGACUAUGUGCCCGGUGGCGAACUCUUCAGUUACUUACGCAACAUGGGCCGCUUCAACAACAGCACAGGACUGUUUUAUUCUGCAGAGAUCGUAUGUGCAAUAGAAUACCUACACUCCAAGGAAAUCGUUUACAGAGACUUAAAACCUGAGAAUAUAUUACUGGACAGAGACGGCCAUAUCAGGCUUACAGACUUUGGAUUUGCUAAAAAGUUGGUGGACAGGACAUGGACUCUCUGUGGGACACCCGAAUACCUUGCACCAGAAGUGAUCCAGAGUAAAGGUCACGGCAGAGCAGUGGACUGGUGGGCUUUGGGAGUACUCAUCUUUGAGAUGCUCUCUGGAUAUCCACCAUUUUUUGAUGACAAUCCAUUUGGUAUUUAUCAGAAGAUUCUGGCCGGCAAAAUAGAUUUUCCAAGACAUUUGGAUUUCAAUGUAAAAGACCUCAUUAAGAAAUUCCUUGUUGUUGAGAGGACAAGGCGGCUAGGAAACAUGAAGAAUGGAGCAGAUGAUGUGAAGAAACACAGAUGGUUCAAGUAUAUAGACUGGGAUGCUGUGCCUCAGAGAAAACUUAAGGAGCCGCUGGAUAGGUGCGUCAGCAUCCUCUAUCGCCGCCAGUUGUGCCCAAAGUAUCUCACGAAGGGGACACAUCAAACUUUGAAGCUUAUCCAGAAGAUGACUGGAAAAAGGACCCCCCUGUAUCUCCUAAGGAUUUGGAAAUGUUCAAGAAUUUCUGACGGAAUCUAACAUUCUAGGAUAUAAAGGAAUGCUUUGAGAAGAUCUGGGAAUGUGUUGGUUAUCAUCCUACAGCCUUUCAAUAUAUGCAAGAAUCCUAUGUCGUCUUUAAUUAACGCAGAAGAACUCUUUUAAAGAUCAGAAUGAUAAACAUGCGUAAACCUUUGUGUGUAGGUUCUUUUUUUUUUUUUUUUUUUUUUGCUUUUAUGGGCAUCAACUUUACAAAAUUGUCUGGUAAGUAUAAUGUUCUAAGUAAAAUAACUGAAAAAAUAAGUAACAUUUACCUCUAAGUUUAUAUUAAAGUUGUAAAUUUAAUGGUGCACGUUGUUGAAUAUGUAUAUACAGCAUAUAGUGGGGAUUUCAUGGUACUGAAGCACAAAAAAUGGUCAAACGUAUAAAUCCAAGUAAAUCCUCACAUGGUUUUAUUUUGAUUGCUUUAAAAUGCAAUGCUGUAGAGCAGUUCUUAUGUUGAGUAAAACACCCCUUAUUAACUGGUCAAGGUGGCCACAUUCUCGUAAUGAAUAAUCUGAGGGCUUUCAUUUAGUACAUUUUAGUUGUUUUGUAUUAUUUAUUUCUGAGCGAGGUGGUUUUGAUUAAUGAAUGUUCAUUCAUAGAAGAUGUGUUGUUUUUGCUCUUAGCACUUAAACGACACUGUAAAAUCCCUUAAAAAGCUGUUCAUGUGUUACACUUUCAGAAAACAAAGAAACUAAAAGGAUGUGUGUAUUAGAUUAGAGCACCUGCCAUAAUUGGAGGCCUUCCUUUAUCUUUUUGUUAUGUAACUUGGAACAUAAUUCAGGCUGAAAUAAUUGCAAAGAUGCAGGUAAGGAGGUAGCUACACUGGGGUGGGGUCACUGAGCCAUUCUGAAAAAUGUUUAACUAAUAAAGAUGAUCUCUAGUUUAUAUAUCCUUAAGGAGGGACAGUAUGCUUGGAUUCUUGUGUUGUACUGAACAUAUCGGGGUACAUACUAUAAUACACAUGCUGUGGAAAAAUCUAAAUGUUAAUAUUCGUACUGGUAAUUGGGACAUUGAAUUUAAGAGUAAAUUAAUAAUUUUCUUCAAAGGAUGGCAUUUCAUUCCUUUUCUCAGUUAGUAAAUUGAAUCUGUUUUUUCAUCUUUUACCAUUUUUAUUUAUUUAUUUUUUUAUUGCAGAAAUGAAUAAUUGUGCUGAAAAAAACAGUUGCUAAAUGUGCACACUGUAUAAUACUCUUCUGAGUUUGCUGUUUUUGUGUCUGUUAUCCCUUGAGUCUACCAGCCCAAUUGUGCUUGCCCCUAGGGGCUAAAUAAUGCUGUUGUGGCUCAAUUAUAAUUAAUGGGGUCCAGCACAGAUGUUGUUGAUUUAAAAAAAAAAAAAAAAAAAAAAGCAGGGUCUUAAAACUUUUCCAGAGCUAAUACGGUGUGAAGAUAAUCUCACUGCUCAUAUACAUCUGUUCAAAAAGCCUUGAGAACAGAAAUGUGUUUUUGUUUUUUGUUUUUUUAGUAUAUGCCUUUUGGGGUCCUACCCAGAGUCCUUGGUCUAGCUGAAUCCAUCACUAGUUAUAUGCCCCCUCAGAGGGAUGUAAAUCGUUUUCAAGAGUAAGUAGCUUUGAAUGUCAUUUUAAGUACUUUUUUAAAAACAUUUUUGUUAGUGUUUUAUGGUGGUAUGGUUCUGUUGCUCCAAUAUUGAAUUAACCUGUCUUUUGAGAUUGCUCUUUGCUAGUCCGGUGAAUUCUAAAUGCAGGGGCUCAUGAGCAGCGGUCCACAUUCUAUUAAAGUGAUGUGACAAUGUGAAUGUUGCUCUCUUAUGUAUGUAGGUAGAGUAGAUGUAGGUAAGUGUUGUAUAAAGGUCACAUUGUCAAAUGAAUUGAGUGGGAUGUGAAAGGCUGCUCAGUGCCCUCACUUAGGGUACUCCAAACAAGCAGGUUAACCAGGUAAAGGCAGAUUUUGAGAAAAAUAAUAACUCAAUAAGGGAGCAACCAAACUCCAAACCACUCAUGAUUACAAAUGCAGUAAAAAAAAAAAAAAAAAAAAAAAAAAAAGCUUCUUGCUCUUUUAAUUAAAAUCGUAAAUGUUUUGUCUGGAGGCUCUAAAGGGCUGUUUUAAACCAGCUUUCUGUUUUAAUGUUUUUAUUUCUUUUUUAGGGGGUGGGAGAUGUAGGGUAAAAACAUCAGGUUAUUACUAUGAUGCUGGUAUAAACUAAACCAUAUAACCACCACCUUAUUUUAAGAACGGUAUAUCGUGUGUGUUUUUUUAUGUUUCGAUUUUUCAAUUAAAUUGUGUGGUGCACAUCUUUAGAUAGACCAUGUUGAUGCAUGGAAUAAAGCAGUGUUGACCACUUGCAGCCUACAUUAAAUAGGGGUACAAAAAGACCACGGUGGACACUGGUCUGAUUUCAGUCGUUAUAGAUGUACAGCAGUUUUGCACAGUCAUACAAACUGAUGAUAGUGCUUGGAGUUCUCCAUUCAUAAAAAUAACUAUUGCGACUUGUCAUAAUGAUCCAUGCUAAAAAAAUGUUAGUUUAUAAGAAAUGGAACAGUAUUCACCUCUUUAUAUAUGUGAAUGAUACUUUAUUUGUGUGUUAAUUGUUUGUUUACUUGCCAACUCACUAUUCCAAAAGAAGUAGGUAAAAUACCUUGGAUCACUCUGUUUAUUCUUCAUCUAAGAACAAGACAGUAGUGAAUCUCAGACAGAUUUUGAACAGGCAACUUUUCCAUCUGAUUUAGUUUAACAUGGGGUGGGGGGGGGGGUAUAUUCAUAUGUGCAUUGUAACAAGUUAUUAUUAAGACCUCCAUGAACAACUGUAGAAUUGCAAAAUAAAAAAAAUAAAUGGCGCUUGAACCUGUUUUCAUCAAGACACAUGAACCAAACACUUAAGUUUUAGAAAGCCUAUUCUUCCAAACUACCAAAUGUUUUUUGCAAACAUUUCGCCAUAAUAUGCACAUUCCCUGUGCUGAUUGGCAGAAAUGAAAUGCAAUUUGGCAUAUUUUUUUGAAGGCAAGAAAUAUUUUGAUGAAUUAAGUGUUUAUUACCCAGUUUCAUGUAUGCAAUUGCCCUUCAUUUUGCAUUUUUAACUUUAUAAAUGCCAUUGUAAAAUACAUUUACUAGGAGUGUUUAAUUGACAGUUAAUAUUGUUGUGUUUGUCCACAACUUUCUAUUGCAUACAAUUGCAAAGAAAAAAAACAAAAAAGGGUCUUCGGGUGUUAUUUUAAAACUGGAUGUAUGGUUUUGUUCAUCACUGUGUACCAACUAAGCCUUUAUUGUAUGUUAAUCUGAUAGAGCAAUCACUGUAAUCACAAAUGUAAUUUGAAACCUCAGUAGCAUUUGUAAAAACAACAAAUUUUUUAACUGCAUCUAAAAUGAACAAUUGUAUCUUUUUUUGUGUGUUAAUGCAGGAUCUUCAAAGCAUUAAAUGUUUGUUAUAAACUGAAUUUACUUUUAUUGUUGUAUUGCUUGACUGCCUGUCCACAUUAUUUUUUAUGUAUUUGCAUUUUGUUCGUACAAGGUCAUGACUUUGUUGGUGUAUCUGAUAUGUUUAGGUUCUGUUAAAAUUGUGCUUUUACACCAUUUGAGGUGGGUGAAAUACUGCAUGCACUAGUGUCACACCACCUGUACAGUUUGACAAAGGGUAGCUUCAAAUUUGACUUCAUUAAAAUGAACUCUGUCGCUGCUGGCUCUGGUUCGGCUUUCUUUUUCUGCCAGCUGCUGGUACUGCUGUAUUUUCCAUGUGUUCAACAGAAAUCGCCCAUUUGGUCAGCAUUUAACUUCCAUUCUCUUUCAAGUGUCAGAAAGAUACAAAAUGCAGAGCAGGCUUUCUUGGCACCAGUGUGUCUCACACACACACACACACACACACACACACACACUGCCAAUUUUGCUUGGAUCAAAAUUUUGGAAAUAAAAAAGGGGCAUUUUUAUCCAAUUCAGGAAAAUUAAUAAUGUUAAUGCUGCUCUACAGUGCUGAGAUAUUCUAAGUUAUGAAAAUGUCUUAAAUAUAUACUAUAUCUGUUUAAUGGUAGCAAAACCUUGGGUACUCCACUUUUAAAGCAAACUAAACAGAGAGAAUACAAAAACUGCUGUGCUCAUUAGUUAAUAUCAGUGGCAGCUUUGACUUCACUUCGGGCCAUAUCAUAGAUCAUGAAAUCUUACUUUUCCAAAAACCCAUGUGCAAUGGACUCAAUGAUUUACUAAAAUGUUAUUGAGCUGUUGUCUGUAGGCUGUUUGGAUCAGUAGAGCCUCAUCUUUGCAAUAUUAUAGGGUCUAAUGCUAGUUAAUUUUCAAAAGAUGAGAAGGCCUUAAGUGGUUCUUAGUAUUGAAAAAAAAAACAUGCAAGCUACACUUCAAGUAUCUUCUGAAUAAAUCUAACAAUCUAUUUUAUAAAGAGCACAAAAACAGUUUGAAUUAAAAAAAAAAAAAAAAAGGGCAGACUACCACUCCCCAAAAUGUCAUAAAUUAAAAUGCUGGAAACCAUUGCAUCAUUCUGGUUAGUUCAUAUUACCCUUUUCUGUCCAAUUUACUUUCAAUUAACUCUUGUGCUGUAGGUCUGGUGUAAAAGUGGCAUAUUUUUUUGUAAUAUUAAAAUGUUAAUGUGUUUAUUUUGCUGAGUAUGAAAAAUGUGGAUGUGUUGAUAGGUUUGUUGUGCUUUUGCACAAAAUGAACGUUGAGCCUCAGGAGCAGGCUGCUGAUCCCCAUGUCACUUUCUUAUGAACCGUUCAAUUCAACAUACUUAUAACUGUUUGAGUCAGCAGACUGCUUUGUGAACAUCAUUAACAGAUUACCUACAUUUUUAUCCAACUGUAGAAUAAGAAGGGGAAAAAAACAAAUGAACUGCUGCUGUAGAUGAAUUGCUGGACCUUUACCACAAGCGAUUUAUUGGUGUAACACCCUCAACAGGCUAAAUAAGUAUACAGAUUUGACUCCUGCUGUGCAUGUGUACCACUCAUAAAUAAACAUUAUUAUACCACAA
Polyodon spathula (Mississippi paddlefish) is the source of this 6725-nucleotide messenger RNA. RefSeq names its product cAMP-dependent protein kinase catalytic subunit PRKX-like. The coding region runs from base 653 to 1798 and encodes 381 amino acids. The transcript has 10 exons. Gene Ontology annotation, biological process: protein phosphorylation. Gene Ontology annotation, molecular function: ATP binding; protein serine/threonine kinase activity. The record is from RefSeq and is a predicted model, not a curated record. Lineage: Eukaryota; Metazoa; Chordata; Actinopteri; Acipenseriformes; Polyodontidae.